This is a messenger RNA of Cyclocybe aegerita, 2295 nucleotides long. The record is from the annotation of a GenBank genome assembly. Lineage: Eukaryota; Fungi; Basidiomycota; Agaricomycetes; Agaricales; Hemipholiotaceae.
AUGUUCACUACUUCAGCUCAUAUCGAGGCGCUCCAGAGCCUGUAUACUCGACUCUUUGCAUCGGGUACUAUUCUAUCUAAGCUCAAAGACGCGACCAUAUCCGAGAAAUUGUACUCCGGAGCAACGGAUUCCAUCACUAUUUCUGGGCGCAGUCUUGCAUGGAAGCUUUUCCUAGCGAAGGGGGGUCCCCUCCAGGAUUCUUUGCCGCCUAAGGCUUCUUCUCUUCUGGAGUUGACCCGUCAUUCCAGGAAGAAGUUUUCAGAAUUACUGGAGGAGAGGAUGCAACCACCUGACGUCAGACUCGGUCUGCGAAGCCAUCCUGCCAUUACGAAGCAAAAGUCAACCGAAAGUGAGAGCAGCCUCGAUAUGAACAAUCCUCUAAGCCUUCAUAAUGAGAAUCCCUGGAACGAAUGGUUUUCUGGCUUGGAGUUGCGGAAGGUGAUAGCACAGGACGUUGAACGAACGUUCCCUGAUAUCCCGUUCUUUCGAGAGAGUGAUAUACAGGAUCAACUAACUGAUAUACUCUUUCUCUACUCGGUCCUACAUCCCUCAAUUGGAUACCGACAGGGAAUGCACGAACUGCUAGCACCCCUCUAUUUGGCUGUCAAUUUCGAUUCGAUCACGGACGACGAGGUACAAGAUGAACAAUUCAAAGAUAUGCGGGAAAUUUGCUCUGCGGAUUUUGUUGCUGCAGAUUCAUGGGCAUUGUUUAAUUCUGUCAUGGACGGGGUUUCUCGGUGGUAUGAGUGGCGAGACCCUCUGGAGGGUGACGCCUCGUCACGAAGUUCAUCAUCACCGUUUUUUAAACAAGCCGUUGUAUCCGAAGGUCAACUCGGUAUCUCACCAUACGUAGCGCCCAUUGUACAGGCUUGCAACCGCAUACAAUCGACUCUCCUUCAAACAUGUGACCCUCUCUUGUACCAGAGCAUGCAAAAGGUUGGAAUCGAGCCGCAAAUCUAUGGGAUUCGUUGGCUGAGACUCCUAUUCACCCGCGAAUUCAACAUAGCCGAUGCUCUCAAGCUAUGGGAUUGCCUGUUUGCUUGUGAUGCAUCCCUGGACUUGGCGCAAUGGGUCUGUGUUGCUAUGCUUAUAAGAAUUCGGAAUGAAUUGAUACCUGCGGAUUAUAGUUCUCAGUUGACAACGUUGCUACGGUACCCAUCUCCAUCGGCUUCAAACAGAGUAGAUGGAGCGCCACAUCAUGCCAUUUUACUCCUUCGACAAGCCCUGGCACUCCAAAUGGCUCCAAAUCCUGCGACAGGCGCUACCAUCGUAAUGGAAAACCGGAGUCUCCUGAAUAUCCCAAUAGAUGUUCCCAGAAAACCGUCACCUCCGCCAACAAAACAAAGUCGCAUACCUCGACCACCAUCGACCUCUUCAGUUGGGUUGUCUUCCCAGUCUCAUUCCAAUGGCAAAAAAGGCGGAAACCAUUCCAGACAAGCAUCUUCCCCGGCUCUUGCUUUCUCUGAAAUGCUUACUCGUGGUUUGGUUGAGCGAGGCGAAAGUUUGGGCAUUAACAAGACACUCUAUAAUGCUGUGACGGAAAUUCGGAGAAACAUUCCUGAACUUGCUGCCUCGCUUGGGGUCAGAACACCUACUCAGGUUACUCCUUCAUUUCCAUUGAUUGACGAAAGACCAGUUGAAGAACGUCCUCCAUGGGAGCCGCUCACUCGUUUUGAGAUGGAAAAGAAUAUUUCCGAGCUGCGCUCAAGAGACAAGACUCUAGGAGAGUCAUUGGCCUGGAUCGUCGACGCUCUCCUGCAAGAUGAAAGCGAGAUGGGGAACAUAGAGAAGAUCCAGCGGCAGAAGCGCGAAGCUCUGGAGUCACUAUCGUAUGUAAGGGACGUCCUCAUGACCAACACUCUGGAGCUGGACAAAGACAGACUAAUAGGAGGGGAAGAAAAAUCGAGACGCAAAUUGAAAGCGCAAAAAGAGGCUGAAGAAGUUCAAGCCGCUAGCGCGUUUGCUCUCGUUGUGCCACCAGUGCCUGUCCCUGUUGUCAACUCGCAAUUGAAGCGCGCUUCGGACACAAUUCGCAGUAGACCUCGAUCCCCUGUACCUCCCAGUUUACCUUCGGCAACUCAUGUCUCGAAAAACAGCGCGGAGUUAUCACAACGGGCGCCUUGGAACCGUAGCCGCUCGAGCUUUGGGAGUCCUACGUCUGCAGUGCCGUCGGCAUUGAUGCCUCGACCACCACCGCCAACCUCGACGGGUCUGAGACGAGAAGGAAAGAGGGCGUCCGAUCAAACACCGCCAGCCAAUGGCGGCUAUUUGGAUCCUCUAGGAGCUCUUCACUGA